This is a messenger RNA of Alternaria viburni, 1824 nucleotides long. RefSeq lists its product as uncharacterized. Gene Ontology annotation, molecular function: ubiquitin protein ligase activity; ubiquitin conjugating enzyme binding; zinc ion binding. The coding region runs from base 1 to 1824 and encodes 607 amino acids. The transcript has 3 exons. Gene Ontology annotation, biological process: protein polyubiquitination; ubiquitin-dependent protein catabolic process; positive regulation of proteasomal ubiquitin-dependent protein catabolic process. Lineage: Eukaryota; Fungi; Ascomycota; Dothideomycetes; Pleosporales; Pleosporaceae. Gene Ontology annotation, cellular component: cytoplasm; ubiquitin ligase complex. The record is from RefSeq and is a predicted model, not a curated record.
AUGCCCUGGCUGGGCAUGGCGAGAGGACGCGAUGACCGGGCCACACGACACCGUGACGACGGCGAAUAUCUCGACGAGCGAGAGCGGAGGCACCGGCGCCGCCACAAAUCCCGCGACCACGACGACGAACCCACAGCUUCCACACGCGAAAGGAGAGAGCGCCGACGGGCAGAGGAGGCAAGACGGCAGGCCGAGGUCGACAUUGAGGACAUCCGGGCGCGCAGAGAGUCCUACUACUCACGCAACGAGGCUGAGAAGAGGCGCGACCGCGAUCGCGUGGUAUCAGACAGCAAACGUACUCCGGCCAAGGAAAAGCCACGGAGCAGCCGUGAGAAGGAGGUGCGACGGGACAGCACGCGGAAGCCCAAGAGAGCAGUGAUACCUGAUGACCAUGACGACUUCGUCUUUGGCCGCCCCAAGUCCAUGGGUCACGUUGAGGAAGUCCCUGUGCGACGAGCAUCUGGGCGCAAGCGAAGCGAGGAAGGCGGCUCUUCUAGCAGGACUGCCUACACUCCGCAUUCAGGUUCUGGAUCUGCGUCAGUCCGCAGGGUCGAAGUUCCGCCAUUGACCAGGGUCGACUGUCUCGUGUGCAUGAACGAUGACCUACCCAUCACCAAGACCGUCAAGCUCGCAUGUGGCCAUCGCAUGUGCUACUCGUGCCUCAAGCGCCAAUUCACCCUUUCCGUAAAGGACCCUGCUCACAUGCCACCACGAUGCUGCACCUCAGAGCACAUCCCAUUGAAGUAUGCCGACCGCCUCUUCGAUGACAAGUUCAAGGUCCAAUGGAACCGGAAGUUCCAAGAGUACACCACUGCCAACCGCCUAUACUGCCCGACGAAAGGGUGUGGUCAGUGGAUCAAGCCUUCCAAGAUCAAGAUGGACCCGACAUACGGUCGCAAGUACGCACGCUGCAGCACGUGCAACACCAAGGUCUGCGUACUCUGCAACAGCAAGUUCCACACAAAGCGCGAAUGCCCCAAGGACGAGGAGACCAACCGCCUUGUAGAGAUGGCCAAGGAGAAGGGCUGGCAACGAUGCUACAGCUGCAAGGCUGUAGUCGAGCUGAAGGAAGGUUGCAAUCACAUGACCUGCCGCUGCACAGCACAAUUCUGCAUGGUCUGCGCCGCCCCAUGGAAGACCUGCAGCUGCCCCUGGUUCAACUACCAACACAUCCCCGACGGCGACCAGCUCAACGACAUGCGCGUCCCCUACCCGCAACAAGCUCGCUACGCCGAUGUUGAAGUCAUCGAAAUCCCCGACGAGCCCUCGCCACCCCUCGCCCGCCGCCCCAGUGUCCGCACCCCACGCAACCGCAGCGAACGCGACCUCCCCCGACCCGAAUCCCGCCGCCUGUCCGCUCACCUCCGCGACUCACUGCACCUCAACCCCACGCCCACCGUCUCUUCCAUCCGCCGCACCGAGCCCGAGGUGCAAAUGUACGGCGUCGGUAACGCAGGUGGCCACCACAUGAACGACUCGUACGCCAUCCGCUCCAUGCCCGCAUCCGUUGCGCGCACCGCAGCACGCACAUCUACUCCACGCACGUCAACCCCACGUGGCGCCUUCUUUACCAGCAGCAGCGUACGCCGUGCUGCGCCCGCGCCUGCCCCCGUUGCCGCCCCUCGCGUCCGACCCGCAUCCACACCUGUCGUCACCUCCUCUACCAUGGCCGGCCUCUCCCGUGACGGCCGCAAGGUCGGUCAGAACCGUGUGGGCACCUGGCUCACUCACGUCCAAAUCGACCCCGAAGCUACCAACACAGCUGCCCGGGAUGUCGAGGUGGAUGAGUGGAGGUGCGAUGGUACCAUGAUUGGUAUCGAUUAG